CAAUCGCAAGAAUGGCCUCCUCCUCGGAGCACGGGUCGGUCGCAGCCCCCGGGAGAAAAGCCUUCAAGAACCAAAAGUCGAAGCAGGAGAACAGAGAUGAAUCAGAACUACUUACUGUACCUGAUGGUUGGAAGGAACCAGCAUUUUCCAAAGAUGACAAUCCCAGAGGGCUGUUGGAAGAGAGCAGUUUUGCAACUUUAUUCCCCAAAUACAGAGAGGCUUACUUGAAAGAGUGCUGGCCAUUGGUACAGAAGGCUUUGAAUGAACAUCAUGUUAAUGCAACACUUGAUUUGAUCGAGGGCAGCAUGACUGUUUGUACAACAAAGAAGACUUUUGAUCCGUAUAUCAUCAUUCGGGCCAGGGACCUGAUAAAACUCUUAGCAAGAAGCGUUUCAUUUGAACAGGCAGUGCGAAUUCUGCAGGAUGAUGUUGCGUGUGACAUCAUUAAAAUAGGAUCCUUAGUACGAAAUAAAGAAAGAUUUGUGAAAAGAAGACAAAGGCUUAUUGGUCCCAAAGGAUCUACACUGAAGGCCUUGGAACUUUUAACGAACUGUUACAUUAUGGUUCAGGGAAACACAGUUUCAGCCAUUGGACCUUUUAGUGGCUUAAAAGAGGUUCGAAAAGUGGUCCUAGAUACUAUGAAGAAUAUUCAUCCAAUUUAUAACAUUAAAACGUUAAUGAUUAAACGAGAGUUAGCGAAGGACUCUGAAUUAAGAUCACAAAGUUGGGAAAGAUUUUUGCCGCAGUUCAAGCACAAAAAUGUGAAUAAACGGAAGGAGCCAAAGAAGAAAACUGUUAAAAAAGAGUAUACACCAUUCCCACCACCACAGCCAGAAAGUCAGAUUGAUAAAGAAUUGGCUAGUGGUGAAUACUUUUUGAAGGCAAGUCAAAAGAAACGGCAGAAAAUGGAAGCAAUAAAGGCUAAACAAGCAGAAGCCCUCACUAAGAGACAAGAAGAGAGAAACAAAGCUUUUAUUCCACCUAAAGAGAAGCCAGUUGUGAAGCCUAAGCAAGCUUCUGUCGAAACUAAAAUUGAUGUGGCUGCUCUUAAAGAAAAGGUUAAAAAAGCAAAGAAUAAGAAACUGGGAGCUCUCUCAGCUGAAGAAGUUAAGCUUAAAAUGGAAGCAGAUGAAAAGAAAAAGAAGAAAAAAAAAUAAAAGAAAAUCCAAACUCUGAACAGGAACUUACUAAAAUAACUCCUUUUGUAAAGGAUUUUAAAAUAACAAGGCAUUGGUUGCCCAAUAUUUGAGAAUACUCUGAUCAACUUUUCUGAGUUUUGUAUUUCUAUGUGACUUUUUUUGAGUUGUAAUAAAUUAUUCUAUAUGUGUUUAUGAAUUUUUCAUACUAGAAAAUGAAUAUAUCUUUGUAUACCUGACAUUUAAUCUGCUCUAGUCAGCUUUUGCCAAAGCAUGAUUGCAUGAAUAAUUCUUUAGGUUAUUUAAAUGAUUUUUUGAAAUAUGACUGUUGUAAUUGUAUAGAAAAUCCAGUGUCUGAUAAGAAUGAUUAGUCUUUAUAUGUAACUGUCCCAACAUCCAGUUUUGAAUAAAACAUCAAUUUUAAGUGUU
Sorex fumeus (smoky shrew) is the source of this 1565-nucleotide messenger RNA. It is a transcript of the gene KRR1, whose product is annotated as KRR1 small subunit processome component homolog. NCBI's taxonomy places the organism in Eukaryota, Metazoa, Chordata, Mammalia, Eulipotyphla, Soricidae. Gene Ontology annotation, molecular function: RNA binding. Gene Ontology annotation, cellular component: small-subunit processome; nucleolus. The transcript is spliced from 10 exons. The coding region runs from base 12 to 1157 and encodes 381 amino acids. The record is from RefSeq and is a predicted model, not a curated record.